AUGAACAAGCAGGCCGAUCACACGGACCACCACUAUCAGAAGCAACGCGACCUGAAAGCCAGCGAAGCCAACGGUAUCCUGAGAAGUACUCCACCUCCGGCAAUUCAUUGGGCUGUUGACCCUAACGGAGAGACACUCUAUUUACACAAUUCAACGGCUCUGGUGGACGCUUAUGGUACUGAUGUUGUCGAGAAGAUAUACGACGACAUCAAAUUCUUCUUGUCACUCCAUCCACCAAAUCUACCAGAUCCACAGCGUCACUUCAACGACGAGAGAAUACUCAAAGCGCACCCGGAAUUCGCAAAGGAGAAUGGGGGAUCCUCAGGGGUGGUACAUUACGGUUGUUGGCAUGAGCGAGGAAAAGAAUUCGCAGAUGCACCUCUUCUGCUAAAGACCUCGGAUUCCAGGCCUUCAGCUGACACUAAGGAGGGUUUCCUGAAACAGCUGCUGCGCAACGCUUGCGCCCACAUCACCCGUGUCGUCGCUCUCCUCUUCGGUAUAGCCAGCCCUGAGAUGCGCGACCAGUAUCGACGGGUUGUUGAGAGUAUCGCUGAUUAUCGUCGCAUGGAUACGAUUGAGGAGGAGCUAUGGACGCUGAGAGCCGUGCUUAACAAUGUCAUGACGGAAAGCCACCAGGACAGCAAUGAGUUGGAUAGAUGGACUGGUGCGGGGGACAUGUGUCUCAGGCAACUUGGCAUUCAUCUCGCAUCGCCGUCAGGUGCAGUCACAGGUAUCUUGGGAAGAGAAACCAUUCACAACAUCACAGAGUGGACGGACUUUGACUCUAAAAUGGAGAGGCGAAGCAGGAUUUCCGUGGUUCACACAACCCAUGAGUCUAUACGUCAAGAGGCUUUGCAGAACCUCGCGAAGCAAAAGAAGAGGUCGAGCCCAGAGCCUUUGGGGACUUCAGAGGAGGAGAAGCCGAGGAAGCGUCAGCCUCAUGACACUUCCUCUGACACGUAUAUGGGCAGAGUAAUGAGCAGACUUUAG
Molecule: messenger RNA, 990 nt
Organism: Letharia columbiana
Lineage: Eukaryota; Fungi; Ascomycota; Lecanoromycetes; Lecanorales; Parmeliaceae
Exons: 2
Coding region: 1-990 (329 amino acids)
Source: RefSeq, a predicted model, not a curated record